This is a messenger RNA of Aplosporella prunicola CBS 121167, 555 nucleotides long. RefSeq lists its product as uncharacterized. The record is from RefSeq and is a predicted model, not a curated record. The transcript has a single exon. Bases 1 to 555 code for a protein of 184 amino acids. Lineage: Eukaryota; Fungi; Ascomycota; Dothideomycetes; Botryosphaeriales; Aplosporellaceae.
AUGGCGCACGUAGGCAAACUGCCCCAGCUCCACCGCUAUAUCACGACCCAUAACGAGGAGGGCAAAGCGGUCUUCUCUGAUGCCAUAUCGGAGGAAAGCCGCAUGGGCGAGCUGCCAGACGGCAUGGCCUUUGCCCUUAGCUACACCUCGCAAGGCUUCCCCGUCGACAUCAACGACGACGCCGACAUCCGCAAUUAUCAGGGCUUCCUCGAGAGCGCACCAGGCCUGGUGAUAUCAAACGGCACUGUCCUGCGUCACGUCGAUCUGGCGCCCGACACAACGACCGCCAUGCACCGAACGCAGAGCCUCGAUUAUGGCAUCUGCCUCGAGGGCGAGCUCGAGCUGAUCUUGGACAGCGGAGAGGCGCGAACCUUGAAGAAGGGCGAUGUUGCGAUUCAGCGAGGGACGAUGCACGCAUGGCGCAAUACGAGCAAGACGGAGUGGGCGAGGAUCGUGUUUGUUCUGCAGCCCUGCAAGCCGGUCCAGGUGGGGGCCGGUAAAGCGCUGGAGGAGGAGUUUGAGACACCGAUGCACGGCGUCCGGGGAUCCACGUAG